Molecule: messenger RNA, 2457 nt
Organism: Capronia coronata CBS 617.96
Lineage: Eukaryota; Fungi; Ascomycota; Eurotiomycetes; Chaetothyriales; Herpotrichiellaceae
Exons: 1
Coding region: 1-2457 (818 amino acids)
Biological process (GO): proteolysis
Molecular function (GO): metalloendopeptidase activity
Source: RefSeq, a predicted model, not a curated record
AUGCGCCUCUUCGAACAUCUGGCUGUCGUGGUGGCAUCAUGGCUUCUCCUCACCUCUACAGUCGACGCCCACUCAAAAUCGAGAAGCCCAUUAAACUAUCUGUCAUUAAUUGAACAUCCUCGAAUACACUCGCCCUCGCACAGGGUUAAUGCCUACUCAAGUUUUGACCUCACCUUCGACCUGCACCAGAACUCCGAACAUGUUAGACUCAGUCUCGAACCAAACCACGAUAUCCUUCAUGAAGAUUCAUAUAUUGAGUUUCUCGACAAACAUGGCAAUGUCAAACACGCGGAAAAGAUGGCACGCGAGGACCACAAAGUGUACCAGGGAAAGGCAUUCGUGGUCGAUGCGGACGGAGUGUCGGAGUAUGUUGGGUGGGCUCGGAUAGUGGUAAGACGAGACGGUGUACACCCUCUGUUCGAAGGCGCCUUUACGGUCAAUGGCAACCACCACCACAUUCAAAUGAAGUCCAGUUAUAUGGCCACCAAGCACCUGAUGGACCCGGACCUCGAGGAUGACGAUGACGAGUAUAUGGCUGUCUGGCGAGAUUCCGACGUUAGUCGACAAACACAUACCGAGCUGAAGCGCAGUGCUGGGCUGACCUGUGCCUCGGACAAGCUGGAGUUCAACUCGAAUCCAGACCAUCCAAUCUUCCGAGACUUGACGCUCAAGCGUGACGUUGGCUACUGGGGGGCAGUGUCCUUUUCCAACCUGCUCGGAAAGCGCCAAAACAUCGAUGGCGGCGGCGCGGGGAAUGGUAAUUCAGCCGGUGUCAAUCUCAGGUCGACGAUUGGUAGCACGGCCGGCUGCCCUACAACCCGCAAGGUCGCCCUGCUCGGUGUGGCCACCGACUGUGGCUAUACCGCCAGCUUCAACUCGACAGAUAGCCUACGACAAAAUGUCAUCACCCAGGUCAACACUGCAUCCGACCUUUACCAAUCGACUUUCAACAUCACUCUAGGACUGAGGAAUCUGACCGUCUCGGAAGCCGAGUGUCCUGGCACCGCAAGCAGCCAAACUCCCUGGAACAUCGGCUGCACUGGUAGCACUGACAUGACCCAACGCCUGAACCUCUUCUCGCAAUGGCGCGGGCAACGGGGCGAUGACAAUGCUUACUGGUCGCUCUUCACGACCUGCAACACUGGUGCAGAGGUUGGUCUUUCAUGGCUGGGGCAACUAUGCAACCAUGGGUCCACCGACCAGCAAGACACCAACGGGACAACCCAAAGCGUUACGGGAGCCAACGUCGUUGCAAGGACUUCGACCGAGUGGCAAGUCUUUGCGCACGAAACCGGCCAUACAUUUGGCGCGGUGCAUGAUUGUGACUCGAGCACCUGUGCGGAUGCCAACACAGUCAAUUCCGGUCAAUGCUGCCCACUGUCCGCCACCACAUGCGAUGCAAACGCUCAGUAUAUGAUGAAUCCUUAUUCAUCAUCCGACAUAACGAGAUUUUCCCCUUGCUCCAUUGGCAAUAUUUGCAGUGCUCUGGGUCGCAAUUCUGUACAGUCGACCUGUCUCACAGAUAACAAAGGAGUGGUCACUAUCAGCGGUAAUCAGUGCGGUAAUGGUAUUGUGGAAGAGGGCGAGGACUGCGACUGCGGUGGCGAAGAAGGCUGUGCCGGAAACUCUUGCUGCAAUCCUACCACAUGCAAGUUCAACGACGGCGCCGUAUGCGACCCUGGGAACGAAGGGUGCUGCACGACUUCUUGCCAGUUUGCCAGCGCGGGAACUGUCUGCCGUGCAAGUACGAGCCAAUGUGAUCCUCAGGAGACCUGCUCGGGAACCAAUGGUACUUGCCCCGCGGACACGACCGCACCCGACGGCACUGAUUGUGGCAACGGUCUCGAAUGUGCAAGCGGCCAAUGCACCAGUCGUGAUCUUCAGUGCCGAACGCUCAUGGGUAGUUACACUUCCAACAACGAUACCUACGCUUGCAACAGUCAGACCUGCACCCUGAGCUGUGCCAGCCCCGACUUUGGACCAAAUGUCUGCUAUAGUAUGCAGCAGAACUUUUUGGACGGUACUCCCUGUGGUGGUGGUGGACACUGUCAGAACGGCGUUUGUCGUGGGAGCUCAGUGGGUGGCGAGGUCAAGUCGUGGAUCGAUGACCACAAAACCCUCGUGAUUGCUCUGGCCAGUACAAUCGGUGGGCUGAUUCUUCUUGCCAUCCUUGGCUGCUGCGUGCGGGCCUGCAGACGGCCCAGAGGCAAGAGAUUGGGUGGGAUGGUGCCGACAAGCCGGCCGAGAAGGAGAGCAGGACCUGGCAACCCAUCGUCAGGAUGGGACGGGCCACAGAUUCCUCCGCAGAUGAGAGAUCGUGGGUACGGAGGUGCCUGGCAGUCGCCUCCAGUACAGAUGCAACCCGCUCCCCCGAAUGGUUGGUAUCCUUCUCAACCGCCUCCGGCCUACGCUGGCUGGGGAGACGCUCCUCGAACGAACACUGUUAGGUACGCCUGA